UGCUUCUUUCCGAAGAGAGAGUUAGUUAGCAUUUCAAACCGAGACAGUUGGCUGAGGUCCAUCUCAGACAACAAACCUAACCAAACGAAACUGCAAUAAUUAAGAAAAAAAAAUAUGCAGAACAACGACAACAACAAAGAAGAAGCUGAACGUCUGAUAGGAAUCGCAGAGAAGCUUCUACAGAACCGCGACCUCAACGGCGCCAAAGACUUCGCCAUCCUCGCCCAAGAAACCGAGCCCCUUCUAGAAACUUCCGACCAGAUCCUUGCCAUCGCCGACGUCCUCCUCGUCUCCGACGCCACCACCACCGAUAACACCCCGCAAUGGUACCAAAUACUCCAAGUCGACGUGUUACACUCUCAAGACCUCCACGUCAUCAGGUCCAACUACCGCAGGCUCGCCCUCCUCCUCCACCCUGACAAGAACCGCUUCCCCUUCGCCCAGCAUGCAUUCGCCCUCGUUUCCGACGCCUGGUCCGUCUUAUCCGACCCGGCCCAAAAACUCGCCUACGAUGCGGGUCU
Messenger RNA from Arachis duranensis, 521 nucleotides. Its product is annotated as chaperone protein dnaJ 49. The record is from RefSeq and is a predicted model, not a curated record. NCBI's taxonomy places the organism in Eukaryota, Viridiplantae, Streptophyta, Magnoliopsida, Fabales, Fabaceae.